GAGGAGGGAAGGAGGAGAGGAGGAGGGUCAAGGCUCAGUGUUAGAUCCAGGAGAGAGGAGAUCAGCGGUUGAUUUUUGCAUAGUUGACCGGGAACGAGGCAAACACGCUGGAAUACAAAUUUUAUGGCUCAUUUUAAAGUCACCUCAACUCGCUUUCUCGUCGCAGAGGCAAUGGCUUCAAGCGUUGUAGUGAUUUCAGGCAGUCUAAUUGGAAAUCUUUAUGUAGAUGGUCCUUAACAGGAGGAAUGUGUCAUUACACAUAGGUGUAUUUUUGCUUGCAAAAGUCUGAUAUCGGUUCCCCUUUGACCUCUUUGAGGACCUGAUUGAAAUAUGGCAGGACCUUGUUGACCCUAUGCACAGAAGAACCAAUAAUCGUCAACCAUAGGGUGUAAACAUCACAUCCUGAAUACCAAAGAAACCUGGAAUAUAAAAAAACUUUAAAUACAAAGCAUUAACCAUGGAGACCAAAUGCAAAGUCCACUGGAAACAAGUAGCCAUGGAAACCACAAAUUCAAUCUGGCUCUUACCUUUGACCAUAUGGAUUUUUUUGGCUGGAGUUUUACAACCAACCGUUGCGAAUGAAGAUGACAUCACAGCACGCAUUAGUUUUUCAUACAAUGCUGAAGGGCGAUUGUUGAGAGAGUUCUCUGUGGAUGGUGUGUAUAACUAUUCAACACUUCUGCUAAGCCCAGAUGAAAACAAGCUGUAUGUGGGAGCCAGGGAGAACAUAUUCUCUCUCAACCUGGACAACAUCAGCGCAACGUAUCUACAGAAAACAUUGUCAUGGAACACACCAGAUGAACAGAGGAAAGAAUGCAGCUUUAAGGGAAAGGACCCUCAGACGGACUGCUUUAAUUACAUCAAGAUUUUACUUCAUUUGAAUAGCACACAUCUGUAUGUGUGUGGUACAUAUGCCUUCAGCCCCACCUGUGCUUACAUUAAUGUUUCAAGUUUUUCUCUGGAGAAAGAUGAACUGGGUGAGCAUGUUAUUGAGGAUGGUCGUGGACGUUGCCCUUUUAAUCCAGAAUACAGGUCUACAGCUAUUAUAGUGGACGGGGAGCUGUAUACUGCGACUGUCAGUAACUUCCAGGGAAAUGAACCCACCAUAUAUAGGAGUCUAGGGUCUGGCACUUCUCUGAAAAUGGAAAAUUCUCUCAACUGGCUCCAGGAUCCAGCGUUUGUAGGUUCUGCUCAUAUUACGGGGUCGGGCAGCGAGAGAGGUGAUGAUCAGAUCUACUUCUUCUUCAGCGAGAUGGGAAAGGAGUUUGACUUCUUUGAUAACACCGUAGUGUCCAGGAUUGCACGUGUGUGUAAGGAGGAUCAGGGUGGGGAGAGAGUCUUGCAAAAGAAGUGGACCACAUUUUUGAAAGCUCAGCUCUUGUGUUCACUACCGGAGGAUGGUUUUCCGUUCAACAUCAUACAGGAUGUGUAUGUGCUCCCAGCCCAAAGGCAGAGAGACACACUCCUAUAUGCGGUCUUCACUUCUCAGUGGAGCAAAGGUCUGGCAGGCAGUUCGGCAGUAUGCGUUUUCAGCAUGGAUCAAGUAGAGAAAGCUUUCAGUGGCCGUUACAAAGAGGUCAAUCGAGAGACACAGCAGUGGUACACACACGCUCUUCCUGUACCUGAACCACGACCUGGAAUGUGUAUUACUAAUGCUUCAAGGCAGAUGGGAAUCGAGUCGUCCCUGGAUAUGCCAGAUAAGGUGCUAAACUUUGUAAAAGAUCACUUUCUGAUGGACAGUCCGAUCAAAAGCCAGCCUGUGCUUUUUACACACUCCGUGCGCUACACGCAAAUCGCCGUGCAACACGUACAAGGCCUUUACGGGGCUUACGAUGUGAUGUUUAUUGGCACAGAUGAUGGACGUUUGCAAAAGGUUGUGAAUGUGGCUGGUGUGAUGCACAUCAUUGAGGAGAUCAGUGUGUUCGUAAAGCCACAACCAAUACAACACAUAGAGCUGGACUCAACAAAGGGUUUGUUAUUUGUGUCGUCUCGCUCUGGCAUUGUACAGCUGCCAGUAGCAAACUGUAGUUUCCACAACAACUGUGGGGAGUGUAUUUUAGCCAAAGACCCAUACUGUGCAUGGACAGGCACACGUUGCACUGAUGUCACAAAAAACCCAAAACAAAAUCAUUGGCAGCAGGAUAUAGAGAUGGCAGACACCAUAUUAAAAUGUAACGGCACAAUGUUCAGUAUUGACUCUCGAAGCGCAGUGUUACCACGUUCUUUACCAAGUUUCCAAUCACAUGACUGCCAGCUCGUCAUCAUCCCUGCCAACACUCUUCGCUUGCUGCCCUGCAAACCUCGCUCCAACCACGCCCAAAGAAAAUGGCUAUACAAGCCAGAUGUAAGUCACUACCUGUUUCGCAGCCCAGAUGGUGGAUUGGUAGUCAGCGGCCGAGCGGGCAGUGAGGAGAUUUUCUCUUGUUGGUCAGAAGAGAGCGGCUUUAGGCAACUCUUGGCCAAUUACUGUGUGAAGGCGGAGCCUUUUUCUGUGACGACGUCCAAUCUAGGACAAACAAAUGAAGCUUUUAUAAUUCAGGGCAUAUCGUCAGACAACAUCCUGACCGGUGAAUCUGCACGCUCUGCUCAACAGCGUAUAAAGACCUAUGGCACAGAGCUGGCAGUGGUUUGUGUGCUGUUAGUCAUUUGCGUGCUUUCAUUCGGGCUGUCUUUGGCAUACCGACAGAGAGGUCGGAUGAAGGAGAUGUUAAGGGGGGGAGAGCAAAAAAGCACAGGCAAGCCUAGGGAGAGUUUACCCCUUAACGGUGGCGUGCUUCCAACUUCCCCUUCAGACCACAAAAGCUACCAGACAUUGGAGGAAAGCUGUGGCUACAUAAUCUCUCCAACAGAGACUUCCAGCACAAACACAUUACCGCAGCAGAACUCAGCGGAAGCACAGACGCUCGCCCAAACGCCACAAAAAGGAUUUAAAGACAGUCUUGUGGAAAUUAGUGACAUUUCCCCUCGCCCGCGUGUCCGUCUGGGUUCUGAGAUCAGAGACUCUGUGGUGUAAAGAUGUGCGUUUAUACUGAUGUUAGAUGACAGUGAGAAUCACAACCAAAAACAAUGUAACUCUCUAAAUGUUUACUUGGUAGUCACUGGGCAGCUUUACUGAAUGACUUUAGAGCCCUGAUCACAAGUGAAAGGAGGGGAAAGAGAUGAAGUGCCACUCUGAGUGAGAACAGAGCCACUCGAACACAUUACUGUAGGAUGUCACAUUCUCAGUGUAUGGCCACAUUUUACGUAUUUAAUACAAUGCCCUGAAGUCUGCUUCCACUCUUUAGUCACGUCUUAAUACGAUUCAUUGUGCUAAUAUGAGAAAGAUAAUGUUACAAGUUUUAAGAUGUAAUGAAAGAUUGAAACCGAAAGAAGAGUGAAUGGGAGAUAAGGACUGAGCCUUUGGUUUUAAACUGGUAUGAAAAUAGCUGCUGGUGCUAUCACUGCCAAGAAUAAUGAUGCUUCAAGCAUCGAGACAAAAGAUUGUUGCAUAUGUCUUUUAGUAUUUGUUUGCUAUUGUUGUGCACAGGUUCAUGACAGCUCAUAUUGUUAAUUAUAAGACCCCUAGCCCAUUCUCUGCAGAUAUUCAUACCAUUUGUUAGAGAGUUUGUUAGCAUUAAAGGCCAAGGUUACUACUUGUAAACGUUUUAGAAAUGUGCUAAGAUUUUUCAUUCAUCGCAUUUUUGUAAAAAAGGAAAAAGUUUUUUGGGAGAAAGUAGAUUGGUGUUUUCUGUGAUUCAGUUGUGCUAUGUGGGUCUUAAAAAUAGAAAAAUGUCAGAUAUGGUAACAUUUAUUGAAUCAUUAAAGGGACACUCCACUUUUUUUGAAAA
Messenger RNA from Misgurnus anguillicaudatus (oriental weatherfish), 3827 nucleotides. It is a transcript of the gene sema4bb, whose product is annotated as sema domain, immunoglobulin domain (Ig), transmembrane domain (TM) and short cytoplasmic domain, (semaphorin) 4Bb. Gene Ontology annotation, molecular function: semaphorin receptor binding; chemorepellent activity. Gene Ontology annotation, biological process: semaphorin-plexin signaling pathway; positive regulation of cell migration; neural crest cell migration. The record is from RefSeq and is a predicted model, not a curated record. NCBI's taxonomy places the organism in Eukaryota, Metazoa, Chordata, Actinopteri, Cypriniformes, Cobitidae. Gene Ontology annotation, cellular component: plasma membrane.